AUGGAUUUGAUACCACCGUCAUAUGAGUCGGCAACGGACCGGGAUGCAUGGGUCAUCAUCGCCCACUAUAUCCCCUCAAGUGACCUUUGUGCAGUUUCACUAGUAUGCCAUCGAUGGCAUGACUUAUUUAUGCCCUUCCUAUGGGGUAGCCCAGCAUCACAUUUUGGCACAGACAACGAUGCCGUCUACGUUGCCCUGACGCGGUUUAGGAGAACCUUGAAGUAUGCGAGACAAGAAAUUCGCGCAUUAACACAUACACUUCAUCUUCCACCGGCUUUAUCGGAGAUCUAUGAUGGCCCCCGACCAGGAUGGCUAAAGGAUAUUCUAGAGUCAUUGCCUUGUCUGCAGUCACUGAUGGUUUCGCGACUACCAUUCUUCGAUCACAACUGCAUGAUUGCUCUGAAAAAUUCACAAAAACGGACUUACAAUAUCCGUCUCCUGCUGGCAGAUCAUGAGCCAAAUACGACCCCUGCAGGUCUAGCAGAAACUCUUCUUCGAUUUCCCCUAUUGACCUAUCUGGAUUUCUCCUACACGGUUUCCGUUCGAGACCCGAGCGUAUUAUCGUGUCUAUCUCAACUUGAACAUCUUCAAGUACUGAAGUUGCGCGGUAUUGGCUUGAAGGACGCCGAUGCUGAGUUUCUAGCCAACGCCAUCGGCAAUCGAGUCCGGUUUUUGGAUUUGCGAAAUAACCUGCUCACUGAUAUGGCCGUUCGCUCUCUGCUGCAGGCCUCUUUUCUGGCGCCAAAUCAGCAACCGCUACAACCACGUUGUAUGAGACGUACUGGAACUUCCCCAGAUCCUGUCGCCCAAUCGGCUCUUCGAGGUCUUGGGUCGGAUUUCUUGAAGUCGCCCUACCUAGACGAGCAGUAUUUAAAAUUCCUCGCCAGUCAAGCGUCUAGUCACCCCUGGGUUGAUUACUUACCAUCUGUGGGUAUCACUCAUCUUUAUAUCGCAAACAACAAUAUCAGCGUGGAGGGCGUAGCCGCCCUGUUGGCCGCCUCCAGUCUCUAUUCCCUCGAUGUUGGGACUGUCAAAAGCGCAGAUGUCAUUCACAAAAAAGCGCUGUCUCUAAAGCAGGAGAAAUACCCCGGUGCAGAGAAGCUCGUUCCUCUUUUAGGGAAAGUUGCUGGAGAUAAAUUGACUUAUUUCCGUGUCCAUCAUGCAGUACUUACUGCUGAGCCCCCGUUGAAAGACUUCGGCUCCAAGUCCGAGUUUCUUCCAGAGCUCGGGACUAGUGAAGUGCCUCGUGGGGCUGAGUUAGAUGCUUCGGUUGAAGCUCAAAUAUAUGAGCUUCCUGAUGAAGAAGCACCAGUCUAUGAACUUGCAGAUACGUCCCUCGCCGAAUCUACGAGCACAGUCAUGAGCCCUAGCACGACUCAAAAUGAAAAAUCGGGACAGCUAUAUGAUGAAGUCAUGGUCACCGCCAGGAGGGGAUCAGCUUUCGCCCCAGAGGUCAUUGAGUCCAUUUCGGAUGGAACAGCCUACUGUGAAAGCCCUAGUGACAUCGACUCGCUUCAACCACUUUCAAUUUGCAGCUCUCAUCUUACAUCGAACGAUCCCCAAGCUCAAAGGAUUCAAGAGCUUCUCGCAAGGCGCCCAAGGAACCAAUCCCUACCGCUACGAAGCGGCAAGGAAAGCCGAUUUCCCUAUCUACAUCCUUCACAUCUCCCCCACUGCGAAACACUAGUAUUAACAGACAUCCCAUCCCACAUUCCACCCAACUCCCCAAUCUUGUAUACCCUCACCCGCUUUAUCACAGCCUGCUCCAACGAAUCCCUUCUCGCAACCCUCCAAGCUGGCUCAGACUACUCUCUCCCACCAGGUCAGGCCCGCUACCAAGCGGAGCAACAACGCUCCCGCUCGGUCUUCGGUCUUCGCCGCAUCAUUCUUGAAGUCACUGAUACUUCUACUCGACUAACAUCCUGGAAACCGGCGAAUCAGCGUAACGGAAACACAGUAUCUAGCACCGGAGAUCGCGACUCGGAGUCUCUAUGGGCUGCUGCUACGGACGACUUUAGCUUCUUCGGCGAGGAAGAAUGUGGAAUACCCGAUAACGAUCCGGGGAAGUACUUCCCCAUGGCAGUGCUAAACGAAAAGGUCUCCCUGAUACCCUCGGACGAAGACUCUCCCUCGCGCACUGAAUCACCCCUACCACGCGGGGCCAACAACCCAUUGCGGGGUAUGACGUCUUCUGGAUCUCAUCGCGCUGGAGAAAGCAUACAGCAGCAGCUUUUGCAAAAUGUGGACCUGGUCGCGCAGCUGGCUACUUUCCGACGUGAGAAGAAGGCAGAGUAUGAGCAGCUGUUGCGGCGGGAGAGAGGACGGCGGAGUACAGCUGGAACCGGGGUGUCGAGUAUCUACUCAACAUCUUCGGCACAGGGAUCAAUGGCGCAUUUCGUGGAGGGGCAUUGGAAGGGGGAGGUUAAGGUUGUCAGAAAUCCAAUGCCUAAGGUUCGAAGUGGGGUGGUCGAUAUGUAUGGGAAUUAUUUCGAGAAGGGAUAUCUAUACCCAUAA
This is a messenger RNA of Penicillium verhagenii, 2514 nucleotides long. Its product is annotated as F-box protein. Gene Ontology annotation, molecular function: protein binding. The transcript is spliced from 2 exons. The coding region runs from base 1 to 2514 and encodes 837 amino acids. The record is from RefSeq and is a predicted model, not a curated record. Lineage: Eukaryota; Fungi; Ascomycota; Eurotiomycetes; Eurotiales; Aspergillaceae.